Molecule: messenger RNA, 2217 nt
Organism: Andrographis paniculata
Lineage: Eukaryota; Viridiplantae; Streptophyta; Magnoliopsida; Lamiales; Acanthaceae
Exons: 17
Coding region: 190-2067 (625 amino acids)
Molecular function (GO): 5'-nucleotidase activity
Source: RefSeq, a predicted model, not a curated record
GGUUCGAAACCUAAUGGGCAAAAGGGCAAGUCUGUUCAGACAGAGCCCCCAUGUGCGUUGACUUCGGUCGCCGCCUACUAGUUCCAUCGACUGGGAGGCGAUGAGUGGAGUUCCUCUGCCCAAUUAUCGUAGCAAGCUAUACGGCAGCAACUCAGUUGGAUACCGUGGGUGCCGGACUCACUUUUGUGGAUGGCGGUAAAAACCAUGACUUCUGCCCCAGCUGCCGCUGUCAACCAGACCAUAACCUCGGGAUGGAGUAGAAAGAGCUUUUUAGCCUUUCAAAAUCCCGCAGUUAGCUUCCCUUACAUUCAACCCUUUCCGACUCCUAGCGCAGUGAAGAAGAGAAUUACUUAUCGAUGUGCUGCCACGGAGAACAGUGGUGUGUUCUCUGUGACGCCCCAAAGCAAGGCCGAUAUUGACUACCUCGGCCAGAGCACCAAAGGCGAUCUCAAUCUUAAUUCAGAAAUUGAUGACGAAGAGGCUGGCCUAGACGGGCCUAUCGAGGAGGUGGCGAGAAUGGAAACUGAAGAGGCAGAGCAACUGCUUAAUCAUUUGGGCAUUGCGGAUCCAUUUUCUGCUAGAUAUUCUCCUCGUGGCAUUUUCUGCAGCAGAACACUUAAUCUGAGGUCAAUUAGUGCCAUUGGAUAUGAUAUGGACUACACCUUGAUGCAUUAUAAUGUGAUGGCUUGGGAAGGAAGAGCUUAUGACUAUUGCAUGGGCAACUUGGGAAAUAUGGGGUUUCCUGUUGAAGGACUUUCAUUUGACCCAGAACUGGUCAUUAGAGGCCUAGUGAUAGAUAAAGAGAAAGGAAAUUUAGUCAAAGCAGACCGAUUUGGAUACGUCAAACGGGCUAUGCAUGGAACAAGAAUGCUGUCAACUCAAGAUGUAAGUGAGAUAUAUGGGAGAGAGCUUGUGGAUCUGCGAAAAGAGAGCCGGUGGGAGUUCCUGAAUACAUUCUUCUCUGUUUCAGAGGCAGUUGCUUAUAUGCAGAUGGUCGAUAGGCUUGACGAAGGAGCUAUUGUAUCAGAACUUGGUCCACUUGAUUACAAGGGGCUUUAUAAGGCUGUUGGUAAAGCAUUAUUCAGGGCACAUGUUGAGGGCCAGUUGAAGAGUGAGAUCAUGUCCAUGCCUGAAGUCUUUGUGGAGCCUGACCCUGAGCUACCUUUGGCUCUACUGGAUCAGAAAGAGGCUGGAAAAAAACUCCUGCUUAUUACCAACUCAGAUUAUCACUACACUGCAAAAAUGAUGCAACAUUCUUUCAAUAAGUUUCUGCCAAAUGGUAUGAACUGGCAAGAUCUGUUUGAGAUGGUAAUUGUCUCUGCUAGGAAGCCAGAAUUUUUCCAGAUGUCACACCCUAUGUAUGAAGUGGUGACCAAUGAAGGUCUCAUGCGCCCAUGUUUUAAGGCUCAUCCAGGGGGGGUUUACUCUGGAGGAAGUGCUCAAAUGGUUGAGAAUUCACUUGGCAUCCAUGGAGAUGAAAUUCUAUAUGUUGGUGAUCAUAUAUAUACUGAUGUGAGCCAAUCUAAGGUUCACUUUCGGUGGCGUACAGCACUAAUAUGCCGGGAGCUUGAGAUGGAGCAUAGUGCUUUAAUUCAUAGUCAAAGUCAUCGUGCAGCAUUGAUCGAGCUUAUAAAUCAAAAGGAGAUCUUAGGAGACCUUUUUAACCAACUUCGGCUCGCACUGCAAAGACGGAACAAAGGACGUCCUGCGCAGACCGUCGCUGCCACUCAUAUGGAUGAUAGGGAACUCACAGGAAGCAUUCAGAAACUUCUAAUUGUGAUGCAAAGAUUAGAUCGCAAGAUUGCCCCAUUGAUGGAAUCAGAUGGGAAUGUCUUUAAUAAUAGGUGGGGUUUUCUUUCCCGAGCAGGCCUGUGGGACAAAAGCCAUUUAAUGAGACAGAUUGAGAAGUAUGCAGAUAUUUAUACCUCGAGGGUUUCUAAUUUCCUCCACUAUACCCCUUUCAUGUAUUUCCGAGCUCAAGAACAGUCGCUUGCUCAUGAUACAUGCACAUUCCACCAGCUAAAGCAUGGCUCAAUUGAUCACGACGUCAACAGGCUUUAUGGCUAACAGCACAUUGGCUUAUGUUUCAUUGUUGCGUGCUGCAUUAUUCUUGAUUAUCGACCAAGGUUUGUUUACCUCUGGUAAUAUUUUAGAUUGAACGUUUUGAUAUUAUAUUAUCUUUUGCCUAAUUUUUAGAGUUAUAGCAUAUUCUAUCAA